This is a messenger RNA of Ctenocephalides felis (cat flea), 9126 nucleotides long. RefSeq names its product dynein heavy chain 3, axonemal-like. Gene Ontology annotation, biological process: microtubule-based movement. The record is from RefSeq and is a predicted model, not a curated record. Gene Ontology annotation, cellular component: dynein complex. Gene Ontology annotation, molecular function: ATP hydrolysis activity; dynein light intermediate chain binding; ATP binding. NCBI's taxonomy places the organism in Eukaryota, Metazoa, Arthropoda, Insecta, Siphonaptera, Pulicidae.
AUGGACAAAAAUAAAGAUCGCAAUCAUCAACACAGGGCCUGUGAGGCGACGCCUGGUGCCAGCUGUAGACAACCCCUUUUAAGCGGUCCUCCGCCAUUUCCCAAACCAUGUUUUCCUGAACUAGAUCAACCUACGGAAAAUUUUGAGUGCUUUCAAGACGAAGAAUGGCCACAACUUGUGCAGAAAGAAUCCUGGACGCAGAGUAUUCCGCAAAAAGAUUAUUACAGAUUCUUCAAACCAAGUGAAUCUAUAGGUAGCUUUUACACUCCAACCGCUCGACAUUUACGAGUAGCAGGUUUGAGAAAAAGAAUUAAAAAAGUUAAAAGAGGAGGUCCAAUAGGUCCUGAUGGCAAUUUAAGGCCUCCACCAAUUUGGAACGCAGAAGAUAGACAAAAUGCUAUUGAAGCUAAAUUAUUACGCGAGAAACAAGAAGAGGCUAAAAUACCCGGUGUAAUAUGUUUAAGGGAUUUACUUACUGGAGAAUAUGAUAAAAAACUUUCUGCUAAAAAAGAAGCAAUAGAAAAACGCAAAAGAAAAAUCUUGGAAAAAAGAGAGAAAGAUGCAAUUAAAAAAGCAUUUACCGAUAAAGAAUAUUUGACAUCUCUAGAAGCCGAAGAACCGGGAAUAGAUCAACAACAUUUAUCGGUAUUUUCUCUCAAGUAUUUCAAUAAAGCAGUGAAAAAGUUGUCGGAAAAACUAUUAAAAGUUGGAGGAGCAGAUGAAAUGCUUCAGAUAUCAAAACAAGAACUUAGAGACGAUUUUAACUAUGUAAUGAGAUUUUGUCUGCUUAGUUAUAUUCUCAGAGAUGAAGAUGAACAAAAACGUCUGCGAAUACCAGGACGACCACCUUCUUGUCAACCAAUAUUUGUUUUGAGAAGUCCUGUGGCAUGGUCAACAUCCAAAAAACUUGCAUCAAAUCGAUUGCAUGAAAGAUUAUUCAUAACUCAUCCAAUUGUACGAAGAGUUAUAAAAUUGUGGAAUGAAAAAUAUGAAAACAUGUUGGUCGUGGAAUGGAGUAGAUUAGAUGAAGAUAUGCCUUUACCAAUGUUAGCUGAUGAUUUGCAGAGUAAAGUAGAACAAUUAUGCGAAGAAAGUAGAAAAGAACUGCUAGAAGAAUGGUUGCCAGCUGUGGCGGAUAUAUUUUUGGAAUUGAGGGACACUUGGGAACACUUGGUACCAUGGCACAAGUCUUGCUCCUUAGGUAAUGUCCAGGCGUUAUUUAAUACCGUCCACGCUGUGAUGGCAGCAAACUUAAGAUCAAUGGUUGAAAAAACAUUAAUCAAUAUAUUGAAACAAUUUGAAAAAUAUCAGGGUGGCAACCAGUUUGAAGAAUAUCAGGAUUAUCUCUUCACAAAUCGUCCAUUAGUUAUAGUUGAUGGAAAUGCUGAUGGCAUUAAAGGGAGUCUUUGCAUCAAACCCACGCUCCUAGAUUUAUGUACUUUGAUGCAUAGAAUUUUCCUCGAAGUUUUAGAAGUCAACAAAAAUAUGCCUAGAGUUGAAAUGCUACUAUUUCCAGAAUUUCAAGAUAAAGACUUUUUUAUACAUGCCGUGAAUGAGAACGAAGCUGAAAUCAAUGAAAUCAUUCAUAAAGCAUCUGAUAUAAUGGAGAAAAAUGUUUGCGGUCCAAUAUUAUAUUUGACACCGGUCUAUGAAAAAUAUAUGCACAUUGUCCAAGGAAAACUCUUAGCAGAAAUGCAAGCGUUCUUUAAAAUGGACCCCUUUCCAUACUUGAAGGAUUUCACAAAGUUAAUUGAUGGUUAUACAGACAUUUUACGUGAAUUGAGAUUAUUGAGAGAGUCAGUACCAUUAAAUAUGAUAAGUUUGAGAUUAACAGAUAUCAAUCAAGCACUUAUAAACACUGUACUAAGUGUUAGACAAGCAGUCGUUGAUCACUUUGUUCUUGAAAAUAGGACUAAAUGUAGAGAAAUUUGCGACACAUUUGACAUGAUGUCUGAUAGAGCUGGAGUACAAACAGAAACAACUCGUGAAAUUGUUGAAUUGAGCAAUUUUUUGACCGAAUGCAGAGAUGUAACUAUGUAUGCAUUAAGAGAACAAAUUAGAGCUGUUGUUGAAAGAGUUAUGUUCUUAAUGAGGCAUGCCCACCUAGUUAUUGAAGACAUACAAUUAAAUGCGCGUGUAUUCCUGUGGCCGAAGGAUAUGGAUGCAGUUUUAGAUUUAAGCGCUGCCAGAUUAGCCCAUCGCAAGGAACAAUGCGAAGCUUCCUUGAAAACGAGGCGACGCGCUUUUGAAAAAAAAUUAGAACGCCAUAAAAAAGAAUUGGACGCUUUUAAGAGAAGAGAUCCUCCUUUGUUAAGUAUGGAAGAAUUAAUAGAAAGUACAUCAUUGUGUGAAAGGAUAUUAACAAAACUUGCUGAAGAUAGAGAAGAGGCGUCUGGUAUCAAUGAAGAAGAAGUUUUAUUAGAUUAUGAACCUUCAGCAUUUGCUCUUCUUACAACUAUGGUGACGGUUAUUGAACCUUUUGAUAGAUUAUGGCAUACUGUAUUGGAAUUUCAUCAAAAAUAUGAUGUUUGGUAUUAUGGUUCAUUUAAAAACCUAGAAGCUGACCAGGUGAAAGAGGAAUCUGAAACAAUGUGGCGCACAUUAUACAAGUUAUCAAAAGGAUUUCAGGACAGUCCUGGAGCAAGACGAGUAGCCGAUAUGGGAAGAGUCAAAGUUGAACGGUUUAGAACAUUUAUGCCUGUAUUAGAGUCUAUUUGUAAUCCAGGCAUGAAGGAUAGACACUGGGAGCUUGUCAGUGCAGCUUUAGGUGCAGAAGUUAAUCCUGAAGAAAUUACAUCAUUAGCUGGUAUGAUAGAUAUUGGAUUACCAAGGGUGACCGAUAAAUUAGAAGAAAUAAGCAAUUCGGCAACUAAAGAAUUUGCUCUGCAACGUGCGCUGACGAAGAUGAAAACCGAAUGGAGCGAGGUUUAUUUUGAAUGCAUCAUGUACAGAGAUACAAAUUGUUCGAUUUUAUCGAGUUUAGAAGAUAUUCAAACACAAUUGGAUGACCAUAUUUUAAAAGCUCAAGCCAUGAGAGGAUCACCGUAUAUAAAAGCUCUAGGUCGCCUGGCUUAUGACUGGGAAGAAAAAUUAGUUAAUAUGCAGGACAUAUUAGACGCUUGGUUAUUGUGCCAAGCCACAUGGAUGUAUCUAGAAUCUAUAUUCAGUUCGGAAGACAUCAUGAGACAAAUGCCAACGGAGGCCAGAAAUUUCAAACAGGUUGACAAGAGUUGGAGGGAUAUAAUGGCAGCCACCACUAAAAAUCCUCAUGUAUUAACUGCUACAGACUACCCAAAUCUUCUAGAAAUUUUAAGAAAUAAUAAUGUAAUGCUUGAUGGAAUACAGAAAGGUCUAAAUGAUUACCUCGAAAAGAAGAGAUUAUUUUUCCCAAGAUUUUUCUUUUUAUCCAAUGACGAAUUAUUGGAAAUAUUGUCGGAAACAAAAGAUCCCACACGUGUGCAGCCUCAUCUUAAGAAAUGCUUUGAAGGUAUCGAUAAACUAAAUUUCAAUGAAGAAAUGGAAGUUGAAGCAAUGGUUUCUGCUCAAGGAGAAAUUAUCAAAUUAAGUGGAAAAAUUAUUCCAGCAGAUGCUAAGGGAUUGGUAGAAAAAUGGCUUGCCCAAGUCGAAAUUCAAAUGAUAAAUUCCCUAAAGGACGUAAUGGAGGCUGCGGUAUUAGCAUACUCACCAGAAGAAAGAGCCGAAUGGGUUCUAAAGUGGCCUGGUCAGAUCGUACAAGCUGGCGAUUGCAUUAUAUGGUCAGCUGAGGCAAGUGAAGCUAUUGAAAAAAAUAGCUUGGUAGAAUACGUUGAGCUUUUAGGAACACAAAUAGCUGAAAUAGUUGUUUUAGUGCAAGGCACCUUAACUCGCAAUACUCUAGCCACUGUUGAAGCUUUAAUAGUAUUGGACGUGCACGCUCGAGAUGUGACUUGCCUUCUCCGUGACUUGCAUGUGCAGUUUGUUGGAGAUUUUCAAUUUUUGGCACAAUUCCGUUAUUAUUGGGAUAAAGAAACCAAAUUGGUUGAAACCAGAAUGGUAUCUACAACAGUGAUGUACGGUUUUGAAUAUUUAGGAAAUGUUGGCAGAUUGGUUGUAACACCUUUAACAGACAGGUGUUUCAGGACUCUUAUGGGUGCUCUGAAAUUAAAUUUAGGAGGAGCUCCUGAGGGUCCGGCUGGUACUGGCAAAACAGAAACAUGCAAAGACUUGGCAAAAGCUGUUGCCAAAAAGUGCGUUGUGUUUAAUUGUUCGGAUGGGCUUGACUAUAAAGCCUUAGGAAAAUUCUUCAAAGGUUUAGCUCAAGCUGGAGCUUGGGCAUGUUUUGAUGAAUUCAACAGAAUUGAACUAGAAGUACUUUCUGUAGUAGCCCAACAAAUUUUAUGCAUUCAACGCGCAAUCACAGCUAAGCUGGAAAAAUUUGUUUUCGAAGGUACUGAAUUGUUCUUGGAUCCCACGUGUGCUGUGUUUAUCACUAUGAAUCCAGGUUAUGCGGGUCGUCAAGAACUACCAGAUAAUUUAAAAGUACUUUUCCGGACAGUGGCUAUGAUGGUGCCUGAUUAUGCAAUGAUUGGCGAAAUAACAUUAUACUCUAAUGGUUUUGUUCAAGCUCAUAGCUUAGCUCAAAAAAUCGUCGCAACCUAUAAACUUUGCUCCGAGCAACUUUCAUCUCAAAAUCACUAUGACUACGGAAUGAGAGCCGUGAAAUCAGUGCUUCUAGCAUCUGGUGCUUUGAGACGUGCUUAUCCUCACAUACCAGAAGCCAAACUUGUGUUAAGAGCUAUUGUGGAUGUAAAUUUACCUAAAUUUUUGGCUCAGGAUAUAUCUUUGUUCGAAGGAAUUUAUUCAGAUUUGUUCCCUGGUGUUGAGCUACCUCAGCCUGAACGCGAAGAUUUGAUAAGAACAUUAGGUACUGUUUGCGAAGCUCGUAAUUUACAAAAUACAUUUUGGUAUGCAGAGAAAAUGUUACAGCUGUAUGAGAUGAUUUUGGUGCGUCAUGGUUUGAUGAUUGUGGGCGAUCCUUUAGGAGGAAAAACGUGUGCUUACCAAAAUUUAGCUUUGGCUUUGAAAGAAAUUCAAUUGCUUGAAGCAAAGAGUAAAAUGAAGGAAUUUCAAACAAUUUUUAGAAUAAUAAACCCAAAAGCAAUUACUAUGGGCCAACUGUAUGGUUGUUUUGACCCAGUGUCUCAUGAAUGGACAGAUGGAGUACUAGCAAAUACUUUUCGUGAAUUUGCUAACUCAACUUCUACAGAGAGAAAAUGGAUUUUAUUUGAUGGGCCCGUCGAUGCUGUGUGGAUUGAAAAUAUGAAUACGGUGUUAGAUGACAAUAAAAAAUUAUGUCUUAUGUCCGGAGAAAUUAUUCAAAUGAGCGGUAAAAUGAAUUUGAUUUUUGAGCCAGCUGAUCUCGAACAAGCUUCUCCAGCCACUGUUUCGAGAUGCGGCAUGAUUUUUAUGGAGCCUAAAAUGUUGGGAUGGGUUCCGUUAAAAGACUCAUUCAAUAAUAUUUUAGCGAAGAAAUUAAUACCAGAACAGUUCGAAAUUUCAGAUGAAAUCAUGAAUUGGCUAAUACCUGCCUGUCUUAGUUUUGUUGCAAAAUGUAAAACUUUUGUUCAAACUUCACCUAUGCAUCUAUUUGUUUCCUUCACGAGACUCUACAGUUGUUUAUUAGAAGAUGAAUCUCAAGUUGCCACAGUUUGGUUACAAUGUGCUAUACUCUUUAGUACAGUGUGGGGUAUUGGAAGUACAUUAACAGCUGAUAGCAGAGUCUUGUUCGAUGACUUCUUUCGACGUCUAUUAGCGAAUCAAAUUGAAAAAUAUCCUAGAUGUGAUUUGUUCAAAUUGGCAAAAAAUCAAUUAUUUCCAGAUCGGGAUAUAGUAUUUUCAUUCCAGUUGACUAAAUCAGGGCAAUGGGCACCUUGGCUAGAAGGAGCAUCGCCGGCUCUACCUCCAAAUGCAAGAGUGUCAGAACUCAUGGUAAUGACCAGCGAGUCUGUCUGCACGCGGUACUUCGUGAAUAUGAUGCUGGCCAGUAAAAUACCAAUGGUCAUUUGUGGUCCUACCGGUACUGGAAAAAGUGCGGUUGUUCAAGAUAUGCUGCUUAGUUUGCCAAAAGAAAAGUUUUUACCGAAUGUUAUUAAUUUCUCAGCACGGACUACAGCACAAGCCACUCAAGAAUUAGUUAUGUCAAAAUUAGACAGGCGUCGCAGAGGUGUUUUCGGGCCCACAUUAGGAAAGCAAUGCGUAUUGUUCGUGGAUGACUUAGGAAUGCCAAUGCGUGAGAUUUAUGGUGCCCAACCACCUUUGGAAUUAUUGAGAACGUUAUUAGAUCAUGGUCAUUGGUCUGACCUUCAUGAUACUACAAGGAUUGACUUAGUUGAUAUCUUAUUUGUAUCCGCGAUGGGUGUACCUGGAGGUAGCAAUUAUGUUGAUGGUCGACUACUGAGACAUCUACAUAUUGUUACAGUGGAUUCCUUUGAAGAUGCGACUUUAAAUAGGAUUUUUGUUGCUAUUAUGGAUUGGCACUUUGCAAAAGGAUUUCUGGAAGCUGUGACUAGACUAUCGAAAUUUCUGGUUUCUGCUACUACUGAAGUUUAUCGUGCAGCAAUGGCAAAUUUUUUGCCAACUCCUGCUAAAUGCCACUAUACGUUUUCACUUAGAGAUUUUGCUAGAGUAGUUAAGGGAGUUUUAUUAGUACCUGCUUCAAGGAUGCAAGAUCCCGAUAAACUGAUUAGGCUAUGGGUGCAUGAAACUUACCGUGUAUUUUAUGACAGGUUAAUUGAUGAACCAGAUAGAGCUGCUAUGUUCAAAAUUGUGAAAAAUGCAACCUUCUCAUUCAGACAACAUCUGGAUAAAGUAGCUGCACAUUUAUUAGGUGAAGAUGAAGUAGAAGUAGAAGACAGGCAUCUCAGAGAUUUGCUUUUUGGAAAUUACAUGUAUCCAGACCAAGAUCCAAAAAUUUAUGACGAAGUCCAAGACUUGGAUGAUAUGUACGAUAAAAUGGUGUAUUAUCUCGGGGAGUAUAAUGCAUUGUCCAGCGCUCCUAUGAAUUUAGUACUAUUCAGAUUUGCAAUGGAACACGUAUCUAGAGUUUCUAGAGUUUUACAAGUGCCCCAAGGACAUGCCCUCAUGGUGGGAAUUGGUGGCAGUGGCAGAAAAAGUGCGGUUAAAUUGGCUGCUAGCAUUGCCGAAUGCACUCUGUUUCAGAUUGAAAUCUCACGUAACUAUGGUAUACCUGAGUGGAGAGAUGACAUGAAAAAGUUGAUUAUGAAAGCAGGAAAUGAAGGAAAACCUAUUGUAUUUUUAUUCAAUGAUAUGCAGAUAAAAAAUGAAAUGUUUAUAGAAGAUAUAAAUGCAUUACUAAAUACAGCAGAUCUACCUAAUUUAUUCCAAUCUGAAGAAAAAGCUGAAAUUUUGGAGAAAAUGCAAGUAGCAGCUAGAGCGGCGGGUCGACAAAUUGAAACAACGCCCUUGGCAUUAUAUGCAUUUUUCAUUGAAAGGGUUAGAAAUGCUCUUCAUGUAUUAUUAGCCCUGUCUCCAAUAGGAAAUGCUUUUCGAAUUCGCAUAAGAAUGUUUCCGUCAUUGGUCAAUUGUUGUACCAUAGAUUGGUUUAAAGAUUGGCCAAAAGACGCUUUGGAAAGAGUUGCUUUAAACUUUAUUGCACCGAUGGAUCUUGGGGAACACGUAACAGAUGCUUGUGUGAAUAUGUGUCAAUUGUUUCAUUUGAGUAUGGCGGAGGCUAGUACGCAAAUGUUUGAAGAACUACAUAGAAAAACUUAUAUAACCCCAACUUCUUACUUGGAAUUAAUCAAAGCAUUUCAAGGUCUUUAUGGAGCUAAAGUUGCAGAAAUAGUUGAAGGAAGAGAUAGGUAUAUUAAUGGGUUGGCUAAGUUAGACUUUGCAGCAGGUCAGGUUGGUUUAAUGCAAGACGAAUUGCAUGCUCUGCAACCGCAGCUAGUAGAAACUUCUGAUAAAACAGAGAAAUUGAUGGUUAAAAUCGAACAGGACACUGUCAUUGUUGAAAAACAAAAAGAGAUUGUUGGCGCAGACGAAGCUCUUGCAAACGAAGCAGCAGCUGCUGCUCAAGCUAUAAAGGACGAUUGCGAAUCUGAUCUUCAAGAAGCAAUACCAGCUCUUAACGCAGCUUUGGAAGCACUUGAUACUCUUAAACCUGCUGAUAUAACAGUGGUUAAAUCCAUGAAAAAUCCUCCAGCAGGUGUUAAACUUGUUAUGGAAGCCAUUUGUGUAAUGAAGGGAGUCAAACCUGAGAAAAAGCCAGAACCAGGUACUGGUAAAAUGAUUGAGGAUUAUUGGGGACCAUCACUAAAAAUUUUGAGUGAUAUGAAAUUUUUAGAAAGUUUGAAAACUUUUAAUAAAGACAAUAUACCCGAAGCGACAAUGAAGCGCAUCAGACAAAAAUUCAUUCCCGAUCGAGAUUUUGAACCUGAUGUGAUAAAGAAUAUUUCUACCGCUUGUGAAGGAUUGUGCAAAUGGGUGCGAGCUAUGGAUGUCUAUGAUCGUGUUAUUAAAAUUGUAGCACCAAAAAAGGCCGCACUGGCUGAGGCAGAAGCUUUGCUGGCUGCGCAAAUGGAAGUGUUAACUCAAAAAAGGGCACAAUUACAAACUGUAAUGGAUAAAUUGCAAGCUUUGAAUGACGAAUUUGCAGAGUUUUCCAAGAAGAAAAAAGAAUUAGAAGAUCAAAUUGACAUAUGCGAAAAGAAAUUGGACAGAGCUGAAAAGUUAAUUGGUGGCUUAGGGGGCGAAAAAGCGAGAUGGAGUAAUACAGCAGACACACUAAAUAGCUCUCUUGGAAAUAUAGUUGGAGAUGUUUUACUAGCUGCAGGUGCUGUGGCCUACUUUGGACCUUUCCCUGUUAAUACAAGAUCGAGAUUGGUUAGGAUGUGGAAUGAUAAAUGUUUAAAUCUUCGGAUUCCCUGCUCUGAAAUCUUUACAUUAUGGAAUACCUUAGGCGAAGCAGCUGCUGCUAGAGCCUGGGGAUUAGCAGGUCUACCUGUUGAUGCAUUUUCUAUAGACAACGGAAUAAUUGUUACUCACGCUAAAAGAUGGCCUUUGAUGAUUGAUCCACAAGGUAUUGAGAUAUCAUGCCAUAUCAAAAAUUUGGAGAAAGAUAAUUGA